Vanrija pseudolonga is the source of this 1949-nucleotide messenger RNA. RefSeq names its product putative succinyl-CoA:3-ketoacid coenzyme A transferase, mitochondrial. Gene Ontology annotation, biological process: ketone body catabolic process. The transcript has 2 exons. The record is from RefSeq and is a predicted model, not a curated record. Lineage: Eukaryota; Fungi; Basidiomycota; Tremellomycetes; Trichosporonales; Trichosporonaceae. Gene Ontology annotation, molecular function: succinyl-CoA:3-oxo-acid CoA-transferase activity. Bases 131 to 1804 code for a protein of 557 amino acids.
CAACGACAGCGUCGACGUCGCGAGCACAGACAGGCUCACUACGCUUGCUCUUAAAUAGCAUCACGCCGCUACUGCCAAGCCCUCUCUCCCGUCCUCGUCCCACCCACCUCUCUCCCCUCCCUCGCCACUCAUGCUCGCCCUCCGCACCCUCCGCGCCGCGCCCGCGCUCCGCGCCCUCCCCCGCGUCUCGGCGUCGCGCGUCGUUGCGGCCCGCAGCUUCAGCGCCUCGCAGCGCGUCCGCGCCGUGCCCGCUGGCUUCUCGGGCCUCGACUCGAUCCCCGGCCGCGUUGAGAACGUCGGCACCCCCGCCAAGGUCAAGGAGACUGGCGGCAAGCUGUACGCGUCGGCCGACGAGGCCGUCAAGGACGUCAAGUCGGGCUCGCUCGUGCUCUCGGCCGGCUUCGGUCUCUGCGGUACCGCCGAGACCCUGAUCACCGCCAUUGUCGACCGCCCCGACAUCAAGGACCUCACCGUCGUGUCCAACAACGCUGGCAACGUCGGCGCUGGUGGUCUCUCCCCCCUCAUCGGCACCAAGCAGAUCUCCAAGAUGAUCCUCUCCUACGUCGGCACCAACAAGGCCCUCCAGGACGCCUACCUCUCGGGCGAGGUCGCCCUCGAGCUCAACCCCCAGGGCACCAUCGCCGAGCGUCUCCGCGCCGCUGGCGCCGGCAUGCCCGGCUUCUACACCCGUACCGGUGCCGGUACCGACGUCGAGACUGGCGGCAUCCCCCAGCUGUGGUCCAAGAAGGACGCCGACGGCAAGCAGACUGUCCUCGUCGAGGGCAACAAGAAGGAGGCCCGCGUGUUCGACGGCAAGCGCUACAUCUUUGAGCCCGCCAUCACGGGCGACGUCGCCCUCCUCCGUGCUUGGAAGGUCGACAAGGCCGGUAACUGUGUCUUCCGCUACACCACCGCCGCGUUCGCUGGUCUCGUCGCCCGCGCCGCCAAGGUCGCCAUCGUCGAGGCCGAGAACCUGGUCGAGAUUGGCGAGAUCCACCCCAUGGACAUUGACCUCCCCGGCAUCUACAUCGACCGUAUCGUUCAGUCGACGGUCGAGAAGAAGAUUGAGCUCGUGACCCUCACCGAGGAGGCCGAGGACGCUGCCGACGCCGCUGCCGACGAGGCCGCCCCCAAGUCGACUGCCCAGCUCAAGCGCGAGAAGAUUGCCAAGCGCGCCGCCAAGGAGCUCAAGGACGGCUACUACGCCAACCUCGGCGUCGGUAUCCCCGUGCUUGCUGCCAACUUCCUUGCCCCCGGCACCAACAUCUGGCUCCAGUCCGAGAACGGUAUCCUCGGCAUGGGCCGCUACCCCACAAAGGACGAGCUCGACGCCGACGUCAUCAACGCCGGCAAGGAGACCGUCACCCUCGUCCCCGGUGCCUCGACCUUUGACUCGGCCGAGUCGUUCACCAUGAUCCGUGGUGGCCACGUCGACGUCUCCAUCCUCGGCGCCAUGGAGGUCUCGGCCAACGGCGACCUCGCCAACUUUAUGAUCCCCGGCAAGCUCGUCAAGGGCAUGGGCGGCGCCAUGGACCUCGUGUCCAACCCCGAGAAGACCAAGAUCAUCGUCGUCACCGACCACACCGACAAGCACGGCAACCCCAAGGUCGUCGAGCAGUGCUCGCUGCCGCUCACCGGUGCCCGUGUCGUCUCGACCAUCAUCACCAACCUUGCCGUGUUUGACGUCGACCUCGAGAACGGCGGCCUGACCCUCAAGGAGAUUGCCGACGGUGUCGAGCUCGACGAGGUCAAGGCCAAGACUGGCGCCUCGUUCAAGGUUGCCGAGCCUCUUGGCCGCUUCUAAGGGGCCGAAGUAUUGUGGCGGGGGCGUAGCAUCUUGAUCGACGAUCGAUAAUACAGCAGCAGCGAGAGCGUGCGUGUAAUACUAUAGAGCCAAAAACAGCAUCAUACGGGCAUGGCCCACUCAUCAAUGAAUUGCAUUGUAUACG